AUGACCUCGGAGGAAGACAUAUUGCAGAUGACUACUACGGCCGACCCCACAUGGCCAGGAGUCUCCGGCUGGGAUUCCAUCUUUUCCACAGUGAAAGAACAAGUACCUUCUCUGGAUUCAGAUGAGUCGUCCCUGGUGAGUGUUCGGACUUGACCUGUUAAUUAUUAGUAGUUUUAUUUAUAUAGCGCCAGCAAAUUCCAUAGCGCUGUUAAUGCAGGCCUUUUCAUAUUCACGUAUUUAAUAUAACUAAGACAUAGUGGGUCCUACUGCUAGGGCAAUCCGUUCUGGAGUGUGGGCUUGCUAAUCAUUUCAAACACAAAAACUACCACUUCAAACACCAAUCCUAAACAAGCCUGCAGUCUCUGAAAAAGACACCCCUCUCAGCGUCUCCACUAAAUGCAACCUGUUAUAACUGCUAUUAGUUAUCUGCGUUUUAUCUAUGUUAAAUGUAUUUUGUUUAAGGGGCAUAAUUAAAGUGGCAAUACAGACCUGGAAUUGAAACCCACCCUUUUAAGGCAUUUGAAGAAUGAUAAAUAAAAAUAUGCAAAUAUUGUUAAAAAUGUAUUAAAAUAUAAAAACCUAUCUUUUAUAAUAACACUUUGUGAUCCAUUUGAUGUAGGUAGAUGUGGAUCAGCCACCAGUAAAAGCCAAAACGCACCUUCUGUUUGCCUCACCUUAAGUCUUCUUAUUAUCCAUUGAUAAAAUGGCUGGACCCAGUCACAAUCUGCCAAUCAAUCACAAAAGGCUUUUUCUUUUGUUUCAACAGUCUGAUGGUGACGAUGAGGAGAUGCACAUUUUCCAGAGAGAUCAUGUUUGUUUUAUGCCAGACCUGUCAGAAGAACUAUUAGGAGAGGUCCAGGACACUGAAGUUCAGGUGAGCAUCUGCUUUGACACAUCCUAACUCUGAGAAGCAUAUGAUUCGAUGCUGCCCAGCAUGAAUAAGGAAGUUAGUGCUCGGCAAAAAGAGGUUGGACAAAACUUGUACACUUUUUAUCUUAACUGUCUUGCUUGGGUACAUUAAAAUAUGCAUAUUUAACCUAGACUGUUCCAUGGUACCCUGGUGUGUAUGACCUUCAUUACUUUUCUAGGAUGAUUCUGGGCUAAUGAACUUUGAGAGAGAGGGAUGGACGGAACCAAAGGAGAGCUCUCAUGACGAUCCAAACCUCACAUUCACCAACCAUGACACAAAGCAAAUAACCCCUGACCCCAGCACUAGUACGAAGCCCCUGUUCUCGGAGAAGACCGAGACCCCAAAUGGAGAAAUGAAGGACCUGGUUAAGAUUGAGUGCUGUGAAUUUCAGCUUAGUGUAGAGGAUUCACUUAUACGGGAUAGUCAGAGCGUUGAGGUGCAGAGUGGAAAGGAUCCAAAUGGACACCUAGAUCCCGUCUCCCUCCACAAGAAGCAGGUAAGGCUGUCGUGCAAUACACAGAGUUGAAGCUCACGUGACACUGCUAUCAAAGCAGCCGAUUAACUAUGGGCCUCAGUCACAAAAGGUGAUGUUGAGUUAAAUACAAAUAAAAACCAUAUGUAUCUCCGAGGGAUAUCUUCUCCUUAAUCUGUUAAUUUACACCCCUACAAACUCAGAGUGGUCCCUGAUUGUGAAAUAUAGUGGGGUAUUUUUCCUGUGUACAGUUCUGCUUCUUUCACCCCUGAAAUUGUCUCCGCAUGCCAUUUAAACUUUUUAUAAUUAUCUUUCCAUUCAAUAAUGUUAAUUUGUUUCAAACUCUUGAUACCAUCUCAAAUAUAUAAGCGAAGUCUAGACUGCAACAAAGAAAAUUACAUGUAGCAUAACGAGUACUUGUUCAUUAAACCGUGACGUUCAUUAUACAGGAUAGAACCCUCACCAUUUUUUUAGGUCAGCACAGAAGUCAGUCGUGGGUAAGGUGUUUAAAGAGAACCAGAGAGAGUUGUUAUGGCGUAGAAAUAUAUAUUAUCGCUCUGAUUGAUAAAUAAAUUAAGAAUAAUUUUACCCGAGUCUUCCUUACUUUUCUCUUCCUGUAUGUCAAUAAAUGUUUAUUGAGAGAUUUUCUGUUGAUAUGGUAAUAAAGAUGUCGGGCUGUAUAUCCCCCUUAGGGUGCAGAGCAGUGGGACCUUGACCGGGUUCUCCAGCAGAUCAUGGAGAUGGAGGAGAUCCACCUUCCAACCAGCCUCAAUACAGCAAGUCUCCGAGACUCUGGUACGUGUAGCACUGUCUGUCACUACAACUAUGUGCGUGUCAGGGCUGUAGCAUGUCCUGUCACCUGGCCAGUAGCUAGGCGAACCCACGUCAUUCAGCCCCCUUUAUGGAUUUCUAAUUGGACAUGUAAGUGGCUCUUGUCAUUCAAAAACCAUAGUGCACUGUCUCUUUAAGAGAGCUCCAACACUUUAGUGUUCCAACUUUUAAUUGGGGCUUUGCCUAUUAAAAGUCAUUGGUCAAAACAGAGAAAAACAGGCAAGAAACAUUAACCAAUCAUUUUGCAUGAAGACAAAUAAAUGUUUCAAAAGUUUAGUUAGAUCACACUUUUUGAAUGGAAACACAAAUAGACACAAAAGCAGUCAGUAUUGUUUGACUGUGAAAUGCCAUGUGUGUCUGUGGUGUAGAUGGUUUAAAAAGUAAAAAUGUCGAUUUUUUAAAAUUUUAUUAAUUUGUCUUUUUUUUUCCCCAGAUGAACUGAUGCCUCCUCCACUGCUGCCGUUUGAAAGUUAUUCAGCAGCAAUCCAAGACCAGAUCAUGAAACAGCUGUCGGAUCUGAGUGCUAGGCAGUUGCAGUCCGUUCCUCGUGUUCAGCAGUUGGCAAUUGAGACAAAGGAAAAUGAGAGCAGGGGAAUCUCCUGCAGGUGACUUUCAGAAUGGGAUGAAACCAGCGCGGAUGGGUGGGCAGUUAGUGAGAGUGUCCUCAGGGGAGUGGGAGAGGAUUUCUAAUGAAAACAAUCAUCCAUGGAUUAAAAAGAGGGAAUCUGUAACAUUAAAACCGUAACACAUUACAAUGCAGUAUCUCCAUAUCAUGUAGCAUAGUAUCAUUUUAAACCAUUUAUCCAAGUCAUUCAGUAAAUAAUUGAAAGGACACUACAAUCACUAUAUGGUUACAUUAGCUGAAAAGAGAAGUGUUAAUCAAGUUCAGCCUUUCUCACAUCUGUUUUUUGCUGUUGAUCCAAAAGAAGGCAAAAAAAAAAACCCAGUUUGAAGCAAUUGCAAUUUUGCAACAAACUAGGAAAAAAUUCAUUCUUAAUCCCAGAAUGGCAGUCAGAUUUAUCUUUGGAUUUAUGGACUCUUUCUAAUUUUGGACAUAACCAGGUGGUUAAAAAACUGAUGAACUGCUAAAAUGGAGAAUACAUAAUUUGCAUGUGAUUUGCAUACAGAACCCAGGAACCUGUUGGACAGGUUGUCUUCUUGUAUUUGGGUACUUCCUGGUUUGGUUAGCUCAGUGGAGCUAAACUCAAGAGGCAGCAAUUGUCCAAAGCACCUGCCUUGCAAAGACUUCUUAUUGAGCUGCAUUGGGAAGUCUGUGAUUGGGCAGCCACAGAAAGUCUGGGCGGGGAUAGAAGGGGAGGGCUUACAAAUCCUGUAGACAAGCAAUCUUGCUUUUGUAAACUGCUUUUAGAAGUACCCCCUAUAAAAAAAAUGAUAAUUGCAUUGCACGUUUUCAUUGUAUGCUGUUAUUUUCAUUUAUUUUUUGUAUUUGGGCAGUGGGGCAUCUCUUUAAAAAAAAUGAACAUUUUUGUUUUAUAGGAGCAAUAGUUAAUUUUUAAAGCAGUUAAAAUCUUUGAAAAAAACAACAUAUAUACUAUUGGUGUUUAAAGAUAUACUUGUUUGUUUGUUUGUUUCUGCUGUUGUAUCGAUUGGAUCAGCUGGAAAUGCCAAAUAUUUAUUUCCCACAAUGCUAUUGUGACCGAGAAUGCAAAUUAUAAAACAUACAGCUCUGCAAUGGCAUAAAAUGUGUCCUCUGGCAGACUUUAGGAGCUGAACCUGAACCUAUUAGACACAGAGAAUUAUGGACACAAAAUACGGAUUAAAAGAUUCAGACAGAAUAAGGGUGAAAGCGAAUGUUAAAUAAAAGACUUCUCGGAUUCAAUUUUAGAUCACAGACAAUAUUUUUCCUGUCAGUAUUUGAUACAAUAUUUUUUCUGGUCUUCACAUAAGAUUUCCCAAAUUUCUUUGACAUUUAUUUUAUUUAACAAUUGCUAUAUAGCACCCUUCUUCAUUUUGCUAUCACUAAAGGAAAAUAGGCUGAAACAGUGUAAAUGUUUAAUUUCUGAUAGGUUUAUCACCCGUCACAGUGCACAUUUCUGCAUACUUACCAUUAUUUUCUUUUCCUGAUAAUUAGCGUGUCUGCAAUGGCUUGCAAUGUGCUUUGGGGCAAAAAUAUUGAUAGUGGAGCAGUUACCAUGGUAACGAUCAGAAUCUUCUUGUGGGUACAUUGGUUUCCACGGUGACUGCACCAUAGUUAUCUCUGUUGCCAUGCUUUGCUAAUUUCUCUCUUUGAGUUUCCCUAACUAGGUAUUUUGGGGAGAAAGAAUGUUUUUUUGUGAUUUUUUUUUAAAUUCUUUUUUUGUUGUUUCAUUUUGGGUUUUUUUAGAGCUAAAUGAUUAUAAUAAUAAUUUAAUGUGAUGACACCUGUUCCAUUCCAGGAAGGAUCUUGACACAUUGGAUGGUAAAAAACACCAGGAACAAAUUUCUACUGUUUAUAUAGAUUUGAGGUCAACUGCUCUCCACGUGGACUCAACAACCAUAGAAGAUCAGCGGAAAGGAAAGUCCACACAUGUCAAAGAGAAGACAGAGGAAAGGCUCCACAACAGGUGAGUAGUCUGAGAUAGCCCCCCUUCACCUCACCCCCCACUUUCUCACGAUCAAAGAAAGGGCUGCACAAAAUGUCUGAUAACUGUAAAUAUCACUAAUGUCUGCUCCAUAGAGAUUGGAAAUGUAGGUUUUUUUGUUUGAAAGACGACGGGCUCAGCUCCAAACACUACAAAAUGCUACGUAACGCUAACAGCUCUGCAAUCUAACAGCUUUGCAAUAUUUUCUCAAGUGCCCAUUGUGUGGAAAGCUCCUGUUCUGUCGAAGUAGACUGGAAGGCUAUUAAGGUUAUCAGAAAAAUAGAAAAGUCCCAAAAGAUUAAUGUUAAUUAAUAUUUAAAGUUUAAUCUGAUAAGAUGGUGAUAUCCUAUAAUUAGGACAAUGUUCUCUUGCAGGGUUCAACUUACAGGAAAAAGCUUGCUGCUUCACCAACUCCGCCAUGUUAAAAAUAUCCCACCCUCAGACGCACUAGAUAACAAGUCCCAAGAACCAGAGUCUGCUAUGGUGAGUAAGGAAAACCAGGCUCCUGCUUCACAGCUCCAAUGCAAGAGACGACUGAAGAACAUUGGGCAAAACACAGCCAAAGUCCAGGAAAGAGAAGAAGCAAAUAAGGAAGCAACUACAGAAGAGGAGCCAGACGAGGAUAAGAACCAGAUACAAAUCCACCCGUCACCUGUAACAGUCCAGGAAACCCCCAGGUAAGCAGCCAAACAGGAACAUCUGUUAAACAUCCCUCCUAGUAACAAAGUGGAGAUAGCACAAUGGAUUCUUGUACCAGUACUAUUAUAAUUACUUUUUAAUUAGUAUUACUAUUACGGUUUGUUUGUUUUUACUAGUAAUUGUUUUUUUUUUGUUUGUUUUUUUUUUUGUAAUAAAGGCCUUGAUUUAAUACUGUUCGAUAAGCUUUUAAAAUGAUUUAAUAUUAUGAAUUUAUUUUUUAAUUUUUUUGAUAUUUUGUGAUAUAUUAAUAUAUAUAUAAUUUCUGUACAUAUUUUUGAUCUGAUCAUACUUUUAAAAAAUCAUCUGAAAGGCUUAUCCAAAAAUAUGAAAUCGAGGCCAACAUUUGUACUGGUUUCUGUCUUUGUUUGCAGCAUGCAGGUUCUGGAACGCAAGGAGAUGCAGGAAAAAGAAAAGAAAGUCCGUCAUAGGAUGCAGGCUCAGCUGGAAGGAUUGAAACCACUCAACUCAGUGAACCGCCGGCAGCCAAGGGCCAAGGGAACCCCUGUAUUGUUUCACCCGGUGAGAGGAGAUCUAUUGGUCAUAGCGUAAAGAACUGAUCCUAGCUCAGAACUCCAUUGCAAUGAACGAAGAUCUCCUUAUUGUGACCUCAUGCCAAGCAGCGGUUCAGUCCAAUCAGAAUCUUCGUCAAGUCCCAAAAAGUUGCCUGGUGUGAGGUUUCAAUAACCGGAUCUUUCUUCACUAAGAGGUCUCUUGAUCAUUUAGGACACAUGUGAUCAUAUAUAUCAACAUUAUUAUUUAUGGCUUGAUCAUGCGUGUGCUUUUUUUUGGGAAUGGAUUCACUAAUGGUAAUAAAGGUUUGGAAUCCAGAAAAAAAUGUCAAAGCGGGGAGAUCACUAUUAUCUCCCCCUUUGUGAAUCAGAGCAAUCACAGGUAAAUGAGUUGUGGGUUAUGGUGGUCCGUGAAUAUAUAUUUUAUGACUUGGUAAAGGCUGCUCUUUUCUCAUCUUGAAGGAAGCUUCGUUUAGCCCAGAUAUUGGACCUUUACCAUCGGCAUCAUGCAGUAAUGUAGAGCUGAUUCUCCUCACUGUCUGGUUAUCGAGUUGCGGACAGAUCAUCCUCCCGGGACAGCAUGGCAGUCGAUUGCCAGACUCCUCUCUCUCUUCCAGCAAUGCCUACAAUGCUUUGCUCACCUGGCUCCUCUCCCUGGUGAGACUAUCCGCAUGCACCCCACACACUCUUGUGUCUUCCCUUAGAUACCCAAUUCCAGCUGCUUCCAUUUUAUGUGUUUUUGUUAUUGUUCCUGCAGGUGCCAGCCUUAAAUCCUCAGAGCAGUGCCCCAUUUCAGGUGCUGGGUUUGCAGCAGGAGUGGCGGGAGGAAGGGCUGGCGCUGUUUGCCUGCUUGUCACCGGGGAUUGUGCCAUUGCAAAACAGCCCCAAGAUCCGAAAGCCCAAGGUAAGUCCAUGACUUUUCUUCUCCCUUAACACGUACGAUGUGACUUCAUGGGCAAAGUGGGAUAAAAUAGAUGUCAGUCUCUCUCUACUGGCAGUGUAGUGCUGAUAAUGUAUUACUGUACACAUUCGGCAUCUUAUGGUUGUGUGGAAAAACAGAAAUCUGAGGUUAGUGAUUAAUCAUUAUGUCUGUCACUGCAAUGGGUAUGAACCGGGAUGUGCUUAAAGGACCACUAUAGUGCCAGGAAAACAUACUCGUUUUCCUGGCACUAUAGUGCCCUGAGGGUGCCCCCACCCUCAGGGUCCCCCUCCCGCCGGGCUCUGGGGAGAGGAAGGGGUUAAACUUACCUUUUUCUCCAGCUCCGGGCGGGGAGCUCUCCUCCUCCUCUCAGCCUCGUCUCCUCCCCUUCGGCUGAAUGCGCAUGCACGGCAGGAGCUGCGCGCGCAUUCAGCCAGUCUCAUAGGAAAGCAUUCAUAAUGCUUUCCUAUGGACGCUGACGUCUUCUCACUGUGAUUUUCACAGUGAGAAGCACGCAAACACCUCUAGCGGCUGUCAAUGAGACAGCCUCUAGAGGCUGGAUUAACCUAUUUAUAAACAUAGCAGUUUCUCUGAAACUGCUAUGUUUAUAAAAAACAGGGUUAACCCUAGCUGGACCUGGCACCCAGACCACUUCAUUAAGCUGAAGUGGUCUGGGUGCCUAUAGUGGUCCUUUAAGGCAAAUAUGUGUGAGAUUUGAGAGUUCCACGUGAGCUAGUGGGGAUACUGACAAAAUUAAUGGCAAUUGGGCUGGACUCCCCUGAUAUUUACUGAAACAAGUAUCGCGUAUUAUAUUCCAGCACAGUGGGAGUGUUUGCAUUGUUUAGGUACUGCUAGUGCUUUGAGUUACUCAAGUAUGGUAUGAUCUCUUAUCUAACAUGCUUCCGCACAGGGUAAAGAAGGCUUACGAGGCACUUCCAGUUUCUACCAGCAGGCGUCGCUGUUCUUAAGGCAAAAUACCUUGCAAAGUGUCGCAUGGUGGACCAAUGAGGUGACACAUCGCUUGCACGGGCAACUUUUCCCAAUUCCACUUGAAGUCCCACCUGUCAAACUAAGCAACAUUGCAACCUUAAAUCCUGCCACAGAGGUAAAGAUCACCAACUAACAGUGUGAUGACUUAGAAACAUAGAAUGUGACGGCAGAUAAGAACCAUUCGGCCCAUCUAGUCUGCCCAAUUUUCUAAAUACUUUUAUUAGUCCCUAGCCUUAUCUUAUAGUUAGGAUAGCCUUAUGCCUAUCCCACGCAUGCUUAAACUCCUUCAAUGUGUUAACCUCUACCACUUCAGCUGGAAGGCUAUUCCAUGCAUCCACUACCCUCUCAGUAAAGUAAUACUUCCUGAUAUUAUUUAUAAACCUUUGUCCCUCUAAUUCAAGACUAUGUCCUCUUGUUGUGGUAGUUUUUCUUCUUUUAAAUAUAGUCUCCUCCUUUACUGUGUUGAUUCCCUUUAUAUAUUUAAAUGUUUCUAUCAUAUCCCCCCUGUCUCGUCUUUCCUCCAAGCUAUACAUGUUAAGAUCCUUUAACCUUUCCUGGUAAGUUUUAUCCCGCAAUCCAUGAACCAGUUUAGUAGCCCUUCUCUGAACCCUCUCUAAGGUAUCAAUAUCCUUCUGAAGAUACGGUCUCCAGCACUGUGUACAAUACUCCAAGUGAGGUCUCACCAGUGUUCUGUACAAUGGCAUGAGCACUUCCCUCUUUCUACUGCUAAUACCUCUCCCUAUACAACCAAGCAUUCUGCUAGCAUUUCCUGCUGCUCUAUUACAUUGUCUGCCUACCUUUAAGUCAUGAGAAAUAAUCACCCCUAAAUCCCUUUCCUCAGAUGUUGAGGUUAGGACUCUAUCAAAUAUUAAAAUGUAUACACAUAGCUUUUUUUGAAAUUAUCAGUUAAUACUACAGUGCAAUUUUGGGUACAAUCAGACACCAUAAUAACGACAGCUCAUCAUAACAGUUAUGAUGGUGUUGUGGCAAACCCCUUUCCUACCUGUAAGUAGCCAUUUUUAAGUUAUUAGAGUUUUUAACCUAAGGGUUUACUAGCAUGUUAGAUGUAUGAAUUUUCAGUUAUAAUUUUAGUGAGAAACAAGAUUUAGAAAUCACCUCAGCUGUUAUAGGAACUUUCAAGACUUCCACCAUUCUUUGCUAAUUUACUUUAUGUACUUAGAGACUUGUUGACCCAUUCUACAUUUGUAAGAAUAACACAGUUACCUAUUCUUCAAUUCCGGUAUACUACAAAAUGUUAUGCUAAAUUAUAAAAAAUGUUAUGCUAAAAUUAACUCUACAAAGCCAUUUAAUUAAAGGACCACUAUGGGCACCCAGACCAAUUCAGCUCAAUGAAGUAGUCUGGGUGCCAGGUCCCCCUAGUUUUACCUCUGCAGCUGAAAAAAUAAAAGUUUCAGAGAAACUGCUAUGUUUACAAUGCAGGGUUAAUCCAGCCUCUAGUGGCUGUCAAUGAGAGCCGCUUCCGUGAUUCUCGGUGGGAAAAUCGCAUUGAACUCACGCAGUGUGAGUUCAGAUACCCAUUGGAAAGCAUUAAGUAAUGCUUUCCUAUGGGUGAUUUGAAUGCGCGUGCGGCUCUGGCCACACAUGUGCAUUCAGCUCCACUCGGGAGCUGACGUCGGCAGGAGAAGUCACCAGCGCCGAGAGAGCCCGGCGUUGGAUUAAGGUAAGUGGCUGAAGGGGUUUUAAUACCUUCAGCCCAGCGGGAGGGGGGACCUAAUAACCCUAUAGUGCCCAGAAAACGGGUUUGUUUUCCUGACACUAUAGUGCUCCUUUAAGUCUCCAUUGGCCAUUACAGUAAACUGUAACUCUUCCCUCACAAUACUUCCAGUUGGUAUCCUCUGAGAGUAAUCCACUAAUAGUAAAUAGAAUAUCCCCUUUCCACUCUUGCGAGAACUAAUAUAUAACAUUAUCCCCUUGUCCAGGCAAAUAUAUGUCUAGUACUACUAAGAUACUCUACCCGAUAUUACAAUUAAUACAAGUAAAUAGCCACUUUCUAAGCCUAUUAUUAAGUACAUAACUCUCUCUCUCUCUCUCUCUCUAAAUAUAUAUAUAUAUAAAAGAAUAUUCAGCUUUGCACUCCUACUAAUAAAAUAUUAAUAGUUGGUGCUCAGAAAAACAAAAUAUAAUCAGAAAGAAAAUGCCAGAACCAGGUGUUGUCCUGAUGAAAGUCUGCAUGGUGGACUGAAACGUUGGCAUGCUUGGAUAAUUCUUAAAUUAAGAAGAACUUCUGGAAAAAGAGUGCUCGCGUUGUUGUUCUGAUUUUAUAUAUAUAUAUAUAUGUAUGUGUGUGUACUUAUCCAAGGUGCAAACCAUUGUCCAUCCUGUCAUCGUAUUUAUUUACGAACUCUCCCAGGAAUUCAGUCAGAGCCUAGCUCCCAGGAUCCAUGAGUCAUGCAGGGGUCCCAGAACCAUGAAUUUGCUUGGCCUUGGCUGUAUCAUUCUUCUCUAGCCAAAGGGACAUGUAGGUGUGAUUUCCUUAAAUAGAGACCAAUUUGAAGAUAUGUAUUGCUAUCUAUCCCUCAUCUCCCUUACAAACACACACAGAUUUGGAUCCUGACCCAUGAGGUAGGAACCUCUGACAAUGAACCUUGCACCAAUUCAUAUCACGUGCACCUUGUUGGUGUCCAUCUGUUGGAAUCCAUCAAUCUGAUUUCCAGUCACAUUCAGUCAUAGUAUUCUGCAGCUUGGACAUAUUGUUCCUCUAGUCUAGGCUGUCAGUGCUUGUCAGAGGGUCAUCAUAUCUCUUCCUGAUUUAUCCGUGUUCAUGACCAGCAGGUAAACGUAACAACAAUAACUAGCAAAUGUUUGUUCCCAGGCCGUGGAAAAAGCUUUCUUAUCCUCGUCUGGUUUCUACUGGCAGACUGUGGAGACUGAUGAGAAGCUCAGUCCUCAAGGCCUUGAGAUAGAUGGAGAUAUUGAGACUGAGGUGAGGAACAUCUAAAAUUCUUGUACUGAUGAAUGUUCUGCUCGAUAAAUAUCCCAUAAAAUUAUCUCUUUCCUCCAUAGGUGGUGUCUGUUACCUUGUUUGACUCACUGCUGAGAGAUCCCGCCGCGUUUCACCAUAUUCUGCACCUCGUACUCAUGAAGGGGCUUGAUGUGUGUGCUCUCAGGUUACUGUAUCCGGAGUGCACUCUUCUUCACUCUUAUAUAGGUAGAAUUACUUCUUACAGUGUAAAUGGCACAGAAAGGUGUUAGCUAUUAGAUGUUUGCAUUAUCCUGGGCCUAGCACAAUGAGAUUAUAAAUCACUGGUUAGCAGGUCAUUUAUCGUUCACCCUAAUAGUUCAGGAUUUAAGGAUUAAUAAAACUAGACAGCUGAGAGUGAUGGUAGGACUGGUUUAGUAUCCGCUUCUAUUGAAAACAAAUCAAUGUUAUUAUUUUUCUUGCCUGGAAGUCGUAAUCCAACCUGUUAGUUUCCAUGUAUUAUCCUGAUCCCUGGGGAGCUGCUUUCAUCCUCAAGCUCUCUGUUACCAGUAAAACAUUUAGGAAGUGACACAAACAUACAUGACAACCAUCACUUCCUAGGAUAAUUAAUAUCAUAUUGAUAUAUCCACAUCAUGAUUCCAUGCCACUCAUUUUUCUAAGCUUUGGUUAUGGUGAAUCAUGCACCAUAACCACUGCAGUGCUCUAUAGUGGUUGUGGUGCUAGGAGGUUCCCUCUCCAGUGCUAGCAUGGUUUGACACUUAACAGGAUCCCCUGGAUACCCACACUGCGGCCACAUCUUCAGAUGGAAUAGUUCACAGGUCUGCAUUCAAUAUUUCGAUGAGAUAUAUCUUUUCUUUUUUAAAAUAGUUUUAGAAAUAUUUGUGAAGAGGGAUCAGACAAAAUUGUUGUUAACUCUUACCUGGUGUACGGUGUCAGGAGACACCUGACGCUAUUUAAUGGUUAUGUUGCUUUGACUAUAGGUGAAUUCCAUGUUUUUCUCAAUAAUGCUAUUUUUAGAGAAGUGUCGAUUCUCCUUUAAGCCACCUCUACAACCACUUUUUUAAUAAUGUGCUAUAUCCUGUUUCAUCCUGCUUUGUUAGCUACUCUUAGAUUAUUCCCACAUUAGUGCAUUUAGAAUUCACUGGUCACACAUAGGGAUUUAUUCCUGUGAAAUACAACUGAUUGGUCCUUAUAUUAUUCUGUCCACCAAAAGUAAGUCUCCAAAUACUCCGCUCUAAUAAACCUGCCUAUAACAAGUAGGAUUUAUUUUUUUAAUAGAUGUGUCUAUUUAUUUAUUUUGUUUCUCUCAUAGAUACAAUUCCUCCAUCCUACAUUAGGGAAGAUGGUCAAGCGCCACCGGUUUUGGCUUUAGCGCUGCGGGGACACCAAGCAGGAAAGGCCUGGAGUGAUCUGUCAGGCUCAUGUGACUCCAAACUUGCCAGACGAGUGGAUCCAUGUUCCAUACAUGCCCUUUACGGCUUCAGGAAAGAGGAACCCAUUCUUCAUGCCGUGCGCAGUUCUAAUCGCCUGUUGCGGGAUCUCUGUUUUUGGUUUGGGGGAAGAAUAACCAGUUUUGAUAAUGUAAAAAUCGGCAUCCAGAAUUCAGUUGGAAAGCACACAGACUCAUGCCGGCCUCCCACUUUCCUUACUGCCACUAUUAUAGGUAAGUUAGGGCUUUGUGUGGGACCACAAUGGUUCUGGUUUUGUACUUGUCUAUUUUGUCUGUGCAGCUGUGCAUGCUGGAAUUUUGAAAAAGCCCAAACAUGACAUUAUAUUAUGGUGGCAAAGGCAUCCCUUUUGGCUUACAAACUCAGGGAAAAUUCCCCAAGUUGGCUGCUUGCUACUGCUAUAGCUAUACGUUCAUGACGAGCCACGCUGCAUUGCACACGUGACGCCAACAGCCAAUCAGAGUCUGUGAUUUGCAGAGUACAUCUUUGAUGUAGCUAUGUGA
Molecule: messenger RNA, 12804 nt
Organism: Pelobates cultripes (western spadefoot toad)
Lineage: Eukaryota; Metazoa; Chordata; Amphibia; Anura; Pelobatidae
Source: the annotation of a GenBank genome assembly